UGGGCCCACGUGGAAGCGGCGUUCAGGAUGCUGCGCCGCGAGGCCCGGCUCCGCCGCGAGUACCUGUACCGUAAAGCCCGGGAGGAUGCGCAGCGGGCCGCGCAGGACAAGAAGGAGAAGGUGCGGCGCGCGCUGGAAGAGAAUCGCCUCAUCCCUACUGAGCUGCGCCGGGAGGCUCUGGCCCUGCAGGGCUCCCUGGAGUUUGAUGAUGCCGGCGGUGAAGGUGUCACCAGCCACGUGGAUGACGAGUACCGCUGGGCCGGGGUGGAGGACCCCAGAAUCAUGAUCACUACCUCCCGAGACCCCAGCUCCCGCCUAAAGAUGUUUGCAAAGGAGCUGAAGCUGGUGUUCCCGGGUGCCCAGCGCAUGAACCGAGGCCGGCACGAAGUGGGGGCCCUGGUGCGCGCCUGCAAGGCCAACGGGGUGACAGACCUGCUGGUCGUGCACGAGCACCGAGGGACACCGGUGGGGCUCAUUGUCAGCCACCUGCCCUUUGGCCCCACCGCCUACUUCACCCUCUGCAACGUGGUCAUGCGGCACGACAUCCCCGACCUGGGCACGGCGUCCGAGGCCAAGCCCCACCUCAUCGUGCACGGCUUUUCCUCCCGCCUGGGCAAGCGGGUCUCCGACAUACUCCGCUACCUGUUCCCCGUGCCCAAGGACGACAGCCACCGGGUCAUCACCUUUGCAAACCAAGAUGACUACAUCUCCUUCCGGCACCACGUAUACAGGAAGACCGACCACCGCAAUGUGGAGCUGACAGAGGUUGGGCCCCGCUUUGAGCUCAAGCUGUACAUGAUCCGUCUGGGCACACUAGAGCAAGAGGCCACCGCAGACGUGGAGUGGCGCUGGCACCCCUACACCAACACUGCACGCAAGAGGGUCUUCCUGAGCGCCGAGUGACAG
Molecule: messenger RNA, 906 nt
Organism: Erinaceus europaeus (western European hedgehog)
Lineage: Eukaryota; Metazoa; Chordata; Mammalia; Eulipotyphla; Erinaceidae
Gene: IMP4
Product: IMP U3 small nucleolar ribonucleoprotein 4
Exons: 9
Coding region: 28-903 (291 amino acids)
Biological process (GO): rRNA processing
Cellular component (GO): Mpp10 complex; small-subunit processome; nucleolus
Molecular function (GO): snoRNA binding; rRNA primary transcript binding
Source: RefSeq, a predicted model, not a curated record